CGCAAGUGAAAUAUCACUUUUAGAUCGAUAAAAAGCCAUAAGAAAAAAAAAAAAAAAAAAGAUGGCUCAGAAUGAUACGGUGAAGCUCCUAGGUUCUUGGUCGAGCCCUUAUGCCCUUAGGGCUCGAGUGGCUCUACACUUGAAAUCAGUCAAGUACGAGUACUUGGACGAACCUGAUGUUCUCAACGCAAAGAGCGAACUCCUCCUCAAGUCCAACCCCAUCUUCAAGAAAGUCCCUGUUCUCAUCCACGGCGAUGUUUCCAUCUGCGAGUCACUCAACAUCGUUCAGUACGUCGAUGAAGCUUGGUCCUCUGGUCCUUCCAUCCUUCCUUCUCACCCUUACGAACGGGCCAACGCUCGCUUCUGGGCUCUCUUCGUUGACGACAAGAUCUUUGGAUCGUUGGAUGCGGUGGGAGGAGCAAAAGACGACGAAGGGAGGAUGGCGGCGGCGGGGAAGCUGAUGGAGUGUUUGGCGAUGCUUGAAGAGGCGUUUCAGAAGGGCAGCAAAGGGUUAGGGUUCUUUGGAGGAGAGGACAUUAACUUCCUCGACAUAGCUUGUGGGACCAUCUUGGGACCAGUCUCUGUGAUCGAGGCGUUUUCCGGCGUCAAAUUUCUCCGGGAAGAAACGACACCUGGGUUGAUCCAGUGGGCCGAGAAGUUUAGGGCCCAUGAAGCUGUCAAGCCUUACAUGCCUACCGUGGAAGAGUUCAUUGCAUUUGCGAAGAAGAAGUUUGGUGUUGAGUGAUAUGGUUGUUUAUGUUUAUGCAAAAUAUUAAAUGGGAUGAAAUAAUGAAUGAAUGAUGUUUUGUCGUCUUUGAGAACUUUUUUUCUUUUUAUAAGUUUUCCGUAUGUGCCGAAACUUUGUCUUUGUUCUUUCAUCUAAUGUGAUAAAAUUUUAUUUGA
Molecule: messenger RNA, 903 nt
Organism: Raphanus sativus (radish)
Lineage: Eukaryota; Viridiplantae; Streptophyta; Magnoliopsida; Brassicales; Brassicaceae
Product: glutathione S-transferase U13
Exons: 2
Coding region: 62-745 (227 amino acids)
Biological process (GO): glutathione metabolic process
Cellular component (GO): cytoplasm
Molecular function (GO): glutathione transferase activity
Source: RefSeq, a predicted model, not a curated record